UAUAUUUUAUUUUUAAAAUAAGAAAAUUUCCUUCAAGGAGUGUAACAACACUUCGUUUGGGGAACACCCCUGAUGCAACGCCUUUGCAUUUUUGCUUGGCCCUUUCGGCGUUUUCGCGACGCACGGUCACACUCUUCUGUGUAUCAGAGCUGUUGUUGAUUUUUUGUGCAGAAAACUCUUGGCUUCCCCGUGUUUUCCACAAUUGCCCCAUCGCCUCAAAUUGUGUAACUCGGACGGAGGCCACAGAGACGCCCAAAGCAAGGAGCGCCGUGACAGAGGAGCAGGAGCAGCAGCUGAAGCUGGAGCAGAUCGGCCGAUGGACUACGAGAAGGUCGCGCUGAACGCAGGCGGAGGCAGUACAGCCGGGUCCGACCAGGAUCUGUCCAUGUGUGGCGGUCAGGAGGUGCUCGAGGGCCGCGCCAAGGAGAAGGCUCGUCGCUACUGGACGCCCAGCGAGGAGGAGCGCCUCUACGAGAUCUGGGGCCGCGACAACUGGCGGUUGACUCGCACCGGCAAGAAUACCAUCUUUUUCGGCCGGUGGGCCGAGGAGCUUCGCGAUCGGUUCGCCGUGGACGUGAAGCCCGAGGAGAUCCAGAUGAAGGUCAACCAGACCAGGGCCAAGUUCAGGUCGGUGAAGAAACAGCUGCAGGCGGACCCCUCCAGCCAGGCCACGCGCUGGAAGAAGUACGACAUCAUCAACCGCAUCCUGAAGAACCUGCACAGGCCCAAGAACGCGGAACCCCUGCCACCAGAGGCACUGCUCAAUAACCGGGACAUGACGCCUCCACGCGAUGAUGCUCCCAAUGAGCAGCAGCAGUCACAGCAACAACAGCAGCAGCAGCAGCCGGUACAGCAGCAGACUAUCAUCCUGGCCUCUGAGCCGCCGGCUGCCACCUUUUAUAACAGCAGCAGCAAUAGUAAUCAUGGCAGCAGCCACAACAACAACAACAGCGGUGGGAUGAGCUUUAGCACGGAGCUGUUCACGGACCAGUACGACGAGGUGGUCAAACAGGAGUACGAGGACGAAGAGUACCGCUCGCUGCCCUUUCCGGAGCAGCUGCAACAGUAUUCGCCAGCCGAGCCGGCUCAGCUGCUCGAGCUGCAGACACCACAGCAGCAGCAGCAGCAACAACAACAACAACAACAGCAGCAGCAACAACAACAGCAGCAGUUUCAGCAAAGCUAUGAGCCGCAGUUUCAGCAGCAGCCUGUCCAUUUUAAUAACAACAGUGGCAACAGCGUUGUGGCCACCUCGACUGUCAACCACCAGCCCAUCACGGCGGUAGCCUACAUCAAUAGCAGUAACAACACCAUUAGCGUAGCCACCAACGCGAACGGAGCCAUGGCGGCGCCAGUAGCGGUCCAUGCUCCAGCUUCAGCUCCGACAGCUGCUCCGGCUCCGGCGGCAGCUCAGUCCUCCCAUCCACCUGGCGCCACACCUGUUGCCGUGCCCCGAAAGCGUGGUCGUCCUUACGGAUCCGUAAAUCCGCCGCAUGCCGACUCGCUGGAGGCUCUCUACAUGGAGGAGGUUCGGCGGAAGAACCAGCUACUCUACGAGCAGACCAAGAUCUGCCGCCAGCGCCUGGAGCUGGAGGAGCGCAAAGUCGACCUUAUGCAGACCUUCUUUCCCAAGUGUCUGGAGCAGCAGGAGCAGAUUCUGACCCACAUCAUGCACCUCCAGCAGCCGGAGCCCAACCGCCAGCUGCAACAUCAGCAUCCUGCGGCCCAGCGGCCGCAAUGAAUACCUUUUCGGACUUUAAAACCUCAAUUUCGGAUUGCAGUUAAUGAUCAUUAGAUUCAGUUACUCGAUCAGUACCACAAAACUUAACAAAAAACAUGCAACAAUGUUUGUAAGAUUAAGGAUAAACUUAAUUAAUAAAUAAAUAUAAAAUCGAGAAAUAUUAUAUUGCUUAGUGCAUGGAAGGAAGGAACUCUUUUAGAAAAGACUUUGAGUAAGGAACAAAAGCCUAAGACUGCAGUUAAAUAUUACAAAAUGUAGUAUAAGCCAGUAAUUUUUUCAAUGCAUCUUACCGAUGUAUACUUUUUUAAAAGUGAAUUCAAUAUCUUUGGUUUACCAAUAGACUGGUGUUUUCUGAGACAGAUGCCAUGCGAUUUGAAGUGUUCUUUACCUCCGUAUGCCACUCCGACUAUAAGAUACUUAUCGCUCAUUAGCUGUAAAGUAUUUCACUUUUUUAAAGACUUGGUUAAAUAUUAAUAAUAAACUUACUUGGAAACAUA
Messenger RNA from Drosophila biarmipes, 2238 nucleotides. RefSeq names its product myb-like protein AA. Gene Ontology annotation, biological process: positive regulation of DNA-templated transcription. Lineage: Eukaryota; Metazoa; Arthropoda; Insecta; Diptera; Drosophilidae. Gene Ontology annotation, cellular component: nuclear body. The record is from RefSeq and is a predicted model, not a curated record. The transcript has 2 exons. The coding region runs from base 317 to 1741 and encodes 474 amino acids.